Melanotaenia boesemani (Boeseman's rainbowfish) is the source of this 3437-nucleotide messenger RNA. RefSeq names its product cullin-1. The record is from RefSeq and is a predicted model, not a curated record. Gene Ontology annotation, biological process: protein ubiquitination; SCF-dependent proteasomal ubiquitin-dependent protein catabolic process. Gene Ontology annotation, cellular component: SCF ubiquitin ligase complex. The transcript has 22 exons. The coding region runs from base 422 to 2752 and encodes 776 amino acids. NCBI's taxonomy places the organism in Eukaryota, Metazoa, Chordata, Actinopteri, Atheriniformes, Melanotaeniidae. Gene Ontology annotation, molecular function: ubiquitin protein ligase binding.
UGGCUGCUGAGAUGAUCUUUGUGCGAACGAAGCAGCAAAGCGGUCGCAGUUAGCAAGACACAGCAAGCACACACAGAGACGCGAAAGACGGCGGGCGAGACCGAUUUUUAGCCUGAAAAUAAUCCUUACGGCGACUUUACAGUCACAGCGACGGCCUUAAAAUGGUCAUCUGGUGAAGCGUGUGCUUAGGCCGAGGAGUGGCAGACAGCGCCAUCCAGGCGUGCAGAAUAGGACUGCAUCCUGUCUCACAUCCGACAUCCAGCUUCCUGAAGCUCCAUCGCGGCUGCCAGAUGGACUACAAGCUCUGAAAGUACAGCGAGACAGGACUGAAAUCAUCUGAGGAGAGGAGCCGGGGGGGGGGAGAACGCUCACAGGAGGAGGAAAGCUUGGGAGAGUAGAAGAAAGGACAAGGGGCUCUACGAUGUCGUCAAACAGAACCCAGAACCCCCACGGACUGAAACAGAUAGGUCUGGACCAGAUAUGGGACGACCUGCGGGCAGGCAUCCAGCAGGUGUACACGCGGCAAAGCAUGGCCAAGUCACGGUACAUGGAACUCUACACACAUGUAUAUAACUAUUGUACCAGUGUCCACCAGUCCAGCCAGGGCAGGGGCUCUGUGCCUCCAGCAAAGCCCUCCAAAAAGUCCACCACUCCGGGCGGGGCUCAGUUUGUGGGCCUGGAGCUCUACAAGCGACUCAAGGAGUUCCUAAAGAACUAUCUGACCAGCCUGCUCAAGGACGGCGAGGAUCUGAUGGAUGAGUGUGUGUUGAAGUUUUACACCCAGCAGUGGGAGGACUAUCGUUUCUCAAGUAAAGUCCUCAACGGGAUCUGUGCCUACCUCAAUCGGCACUGGGUCAGACGGGAGUGUGAUGAGGGACGCAAGGGUAUCUACGAAAUAUACUCUCUGGCUCUCGUGACCUGGAGGGAAUGUUUAUUCCGACCCCUCAACAAACAGGUAACAAAUGCAGUUCUGAAGCUGAUAGAGAGGGAGAGGAACGGUGAGACCAUAAACACCAGGCUGAUCAGUGGUGUCGUCCAGUCUUAUGUUGAGCUGGGUCUGAACGAAGAGGACGCCUUUGCUAAAGGUCCCACGCUGUCCGUGUACAAAGAGUACUUUGAGUGUCAGUUCCUCACUGACACAGAACGUUUCUACACGCGUGAGAGCACCGAGUUCCUGCAGCAGAACCCGGUCACAGAGUACAUGAAGAAGGCGGAGGCCCGUCUCCUGGAGGAGCAGCGGCGUGUGCAGGUUUACCUCCACGAAUCCACCCAGGAUGAACUUGCCAGGAAAUGCGAGCAAGUCCUGAUUGAGAAACACCUGGAGAUCUUCCACACAGAGUUUCAGAACCUGCUGGAUGCAGACAAGAAUGAAGAUCUGGGUCGGAUGUACAACCUGGUGUCGCGGAUCACAGACGGGCUGGGCGAACUGAAGAAACUUUUAGAGACUCACAUCCACAACCAGGGCCUGGCAGCCAUCGAGAAGUGUGGAGAGGCUGCACUCAAUGACCCCAAAGUUUACGUUCAGACCACCUUGGAUGUCCAUAAGAAGUACAACGCCUUGGUCAUGUCUGCCUUCAACAACGACGCCGGUUUUGUGGCAGCUCUCGAUAAGGCGUGUGGUCGCUUCAUCAACAACAACGCUGUCACCAGGAUGGCUCAGUCAUCUAGCAAGUCUCCCGAGCUGCUGGCCAGAUACUGCGACUCUUUACUGAAGAAGAGUUCCAAAAACCCAGAGGAGGCCGAACUGGAGGACACACUCAACCAAGUGAUGGUGGUUUUUAAGUACAUAGAGGACAAGGAUGUUUUCCAGAAGUUUUAUGCCAAGAUGCUAGCCAAACGUCUGGUCCACCAGAACAGCGCCAGCGACGACGCAGAGGCCAGCAUGAUCUCCAAACUCAAGCAAGCGUGUGGCUUCGAGUACACGUCCAAACUGCAGCGGAUGUUCCAGGACAUCGGAGUCAGUAAAGACCUGAACGAGCAGUUCAAGAAACACCUGACCAACUCAGAACCUCUGGACUUGGACUUCAGUAUCCAGGUUCUGAGCUCCGGGUCUUGGCCUUUCCAGCAGUCCUGCACCUUUGCUCUGCCGUCUGAGCUGGAGCGAAGCUACCAGCGCUUCACAGCGUUUUACGCCAGCAGACACAGCGGCAGGAAGCUGACUUGGCUCUAUCACCUGUCCAAAGGCGAGCUGGUCACCAACUGCUUCAAGAACAGGUACACGCUGCAGGCCUCCACCUUCCAGAUGGCCAUCCUGCUGCAGUACAACACAGAGGACAGUUACACCGUGCAGCAGCUCACCGACAGCACGCAGAUUAAGACGGACAUUCUGGUUCAAGUUCUGCAAAUCUUGUUAAAGUCGAAGCUGCUGGUUUUGGAAGACGAGAACGCCAACGUGGACGAGGUGGAGUUCAAACCCGACACAGUUAUAAAGCUUUUCCUCGGAUACAAGAACAAGAAGCUGAGGGUGAACAUUAACGUCCCCAUGAAGACGGAGCAGAAACAGGAGCAGGAAACAACCCACAAGAACAUCGAGGAGGACAGAAAGCUCCUCAUCCAGGCGGCCAUAGUGAGGAUCAUGAAGAUGAGGAAGGUCCUGAAGCAUCAGCAGCUCCUGGCUGAGGUCCUGAACCAGCUGUCGUCCCGGUUCAAGCCCAGAGUCCCCGUCAUCAAGAAAUGCAUCGACAUCCUGAUAGAGAAGGAAUACCUGGAGCGAGUGGACGGCGAGAAGGACACGUACAGCUACCUGGCCUGAAUGCCGCCGCCCCUACACACCUGCCCGCUCACCGGCUCUCCUCAGUUUUAUUUUUAUUUGUAAUCUUCUUCUUUUUAAUUUUAUGUCUGAGUAAUAAAGUGUGGAUCCCUCUGAGCGGCAGACUCGAGAUGACGACAAACCUCCACCCGGAGGAGGGUGAGGACUUUGUGCUCCCCCUGCAGCGAUGAAGGAACAAACGCCCCUCCUGCUGAGGCGGGGAAACCCCGGCUACAUGCUCGCUCGUCCCGUCCCUUCUGAAGCGCUCACUUCCUUGUCAUAUUGUAAAUAACAACAGACUCUAAGAGGAAUAAACAAACCCUUCUCUGCAUAGUGCAAACAUAAUGAAUUAGUCUACAGCCAAUCAGAGGAGAGCCGCAUCCAAAGGUUUCUGCAUGCUACUGCCUACCUGCGCAACAGUGACCACGAAAAAGAUUACAAAGUAAAAAUAAGAGUCGAGUCACUGGGCCGCUGACGCAGUCCACCGAACGAGGAUCAAACCGUGACCGAACCAGAGGCGGUGAGUUUAGAGCCGGCAUGAGGCGUCUGGAUCUGCUGACGUCGUCAGGUUUGGUUGGAGGUGGGGUUCAUGCAGGAGGCCUGUUUCAUCACUGAACGGUGGACAUUUGUAUAGUGUGGUUCAUUUUCUAAAUGUGUGAUAAAUAAAAACAAGGAAAGAUUUCUCUAA